AUGGAAUUUUUAAAAAGUUUUGACUCGGAUGACGACGUAGAAUUCGUCGAGACAUUCUUCAAUGUUGUGCAACACGUUCACGCCGAAGAAAGUUCGAAUGCAGCACGUACAAGGGCGGUCGUCAAUCGUGAUCGCCAAGCCGCACACGACUUAUUGGUACGUGAUUACUUUGCCGAUAAUUGUCUUUAUAAUGACGACUCGUUCGAACGUCGUUUUCGUCUGAAUAAUGCUAUAUUUUUACGUAUUAGUAAUGCUUUAAAAUCUCGUUAUGAUUUUUUCAAACAAAAACCCGACGCUAGAAGAAGAAUGGGUUUUAGUAGUAUACAAAAAUGUGCGGCUGCUCUUAGGUAUUUGGGAUACGGUAUAGCAUUUGAUGCAUCUGACGAAUACUUGAAAAUAUCCGAGAGGACCGCGGUUGAAUGUGUAGAUUGGUUUUCUGCAUGUGUUUAUGAGGUUUUUCACGAAGAAUAUUUGCGUAAACCUACUCAACGUGAUAUUGAGAGAUUAUAUUCGGCUCAUGAAGAGAGGCAUGGAUUUCCUGGUAUGCUUGGCAGUCUAGAUUGUACGCAUGUGGUUUGGGAAAAAUGUCCAACUGCAUGGCGUGCGGGGGUUAACAACGACCUUAAUGUUCUUGGUCCGUCUCCACUUUUCAACGAUAUUUGGACCGGCAAAGCACCUGAUAUGACGUUCACGGUAAACAGGCACGCGUACAAAUAUGGUUACUACCUUGGUGAUGGGAUAUACCCGGAUUAUUCUACGUUGAUGAAGGCAUACUCAGUUCCUCGAAGUGAAAAAGCAAAAUUUUUUACAAAAAAACAGGAAUCAGCGAGAAAGGAUAUCAAGAGGGCAUUUGGAGUCCUUAAGCAAACAUGGCAUGUAGUGAAAUAUGCUACACGACUCUGGGAUAAAGAAAGAAUUAAGCGAAUGGUCCUAGCAUGUAUUAUAAUGCAUAAUAUGAUUAUUGAAGAUGAAGGUCGAGCGAUUUGCACGUAUGAUCCGAACGACGUUGUCGUUCCAAUUGAGGAGUUCGUACCCGGAACGAAUGCUUUUUUGGAGCGAGUUGUCGAAAUUCAUAACAGUGAAACGUGUUUCAAUCUUCGAGAAGAUGUCGCGGAACAUUUGUACCAACAUAGCAUGAAAGACGAUUAG
Lactuca sativa (garden lettuce) is the source of this 1149-nucleotide messenger RNA. RefSeq names its product protein ALP1-like. The record is from RefSeq and is a predicted model, not a curated record. Lineage: Eukaryota; Viridiplantae; Streptophyta; Magnoliopsida; Asterales; Asteraceae.